This is a messenger RNA of Stylophora pistillata, 1989 nucleotides long. Its product is annotated as AP-5 complex subunit mu-1. Gene Ontology annotation, cellular component: AP-type membrane coat adaptor complex; lysosome; cytosol. Gene Ontology annotation, biological process: endosomal transport. The record is from RefSeq and is a predicted model, not a curated record. Lineage: Eukaryota; Metazoa; Cnidaria; Anthozoa; Scleractinia; Pocilloporidae.
CUUUGUAUCAAGAUGGCGGACGGACUUUGCUGUCUAUCUGUCGGCUAAGAAAAUUAAGAAUGGCUGGAGUUGAAUAGAGAUUAGCUCAAUGAGCUUACGUGGUAUCUGGGUUUUUUCAGCCCUUUUUGAGUCCGACAGUGUCCUGUUUUCUCGGUGUUUUCCUACUGUUGAACGACGAGCAGCUCUACAUCAGGAAGCAAGUAGUUUAACGCCGAUCCCUGGUGAUAAAGAAUUAUGCGAAGCUGUACUUAAAGAGCUGGGAUUUAGGAAAAAGCAAGGAACUUCCCUGGAUGAGUUUGACAAAGAUGUUGAUUCAUGCAACAAGCUUGAACAAAAACCUGUUCAUGAAGUCAGACUGAAGAGUGGUUUCUUAUGGCCAGUUGUUAUAAUUGAAAAGUUUGGUUUGGUAUUCAUGUGUGUACCUUUGGUAGAAGCUGAUCUCUCACAUGGAAAUCCUACCCUCAUUAAAAUGCCUGGUGUGUCCCAAGGAUACUCCUUACUUCACUCCAUGGUUGACUUUGUGGGAGCUUGGACCACUAAGGAGGAGUUACAGUCUAAAAUGAAUGAGCUGUACAAGUUCCUCUGUGUGGCUGCUCCCUUUGGCACUCCAGUGGAUACCAAUUUGGCCACAAUACAGUCACUUGUCAACUUAAAAGAUGUGACUGUGCCCCUAAAAAGCAAGCAACCUGCUUGGAAGCCUGUUCAGUACAAAGGAAAACAACAACUUGUCUUUACUGUAAAAGAAGAGAUCAGAGCUGUUCAGCAUGUGAAAAAACAGGUCCAAGUUGAGCAGCAACUGUUUGGGAUCAUUUUGUGCAGGGCGGACCUGGAGGGGAUCCCAGAAAUCACACUGAACAUCACCUCCUCCACUCUGGAUUUUCUUGUGGUCCACCCCUGUGUGCUUGAGGGAGAUACUCAUGUCCAGAUCCCCUCCUUCCAACCAUCCCAGAUGCUCAAAGGGCCUGAGUUGGUUGGUAGGAAAGUGAGAUUCAGGCCUCCGACAGAAUCAUUUCCUCUGUGUCACUACUCUGCUAAGACUCCUCAUGGCCUUCCAGUUCAAGGGAUAUACCAGAUGCAGGGUGAUGCAAAUUCUGUGCAGAUCUCAGUCCAGUUGAGACUCAGCAACAAAGUCAAGAAUUCAUUUGAUUAUUGUGAAGUUCAUCUUCCCUUCUUUCACAGAGGUCCUGUUGUAAGAUUGGAUUCUGCAGGUCCAUCAGCAGGCAACAUUUUGCUUUCCCCUGAUAAAAGACGCCUUGUGUGGGAUGUAGGUCAGAAGUUUCCUUCCAAAUCCCUUGAAGUCUCUCUGAGUGCUACUAUAUUUUUUGGUGAGAAGAGGCAACAUCAGGCGACGGCAGACGGUCAGCAACCUACCCUUGUAGAGGAUCCCUUCUGUACUGGGAUCAACUCGUAUGCGCAGGUUUAUUUCAAGAUACAAGACUUCACGCUUUCAGGAUGUGCCAUAGAUCCCAGGUCUCUGGUUGUUUAUCCCGGAGGGAAAUUCAAAUUGAACAUCUCAUACGAGUUCUUAUCGGCGGACUACAAGAUAUGGAACACAAAUGGAGACGCCUUGUUCGCAAACCCUCUUCCAAAUGCAGAGUUACAGUGAUGAGGCAUUUUUUUACAAAAUUUUUGUAAUAAUUUAUUUCAUACUUCUACUACAUGUAUAAACUCCCUAAAUACAAGUAUGUUGAUGAAGGUUUUUGAAACUGUAGUAUAAAACUGUAACACGACGACAAUCGAAACUACAAAACGAAUCGUGUUCGUUUCAUUCAAGUUUCUCACUGCAUCAAACAACUUCCACACGAAGUUUCGCGUUUGGAAAAGCCGUUGUCAUUUAGAGUUAGCAUGAAUGAACAACAAUGAUAACAACAUCAAUAUUGAUAAUAGUUGUAACAACACUACUAAUAUUUGGCUUGAUCGCGAGAGGAAGUUUGGUCCUCUGAAGUAUUUUUAAAGAAUUGUUAAAUAAAUAUAAAAUAUAAAACUGAA